This is a messenger RNA of Anopheles darlingi, 1299 nucleotides long. RefSeq lists its product as uncharacterized. The transcript is spliced from 4 exons. NCBI's taxonomy places the organism in Eukaryota, Metazoa, Arthropoda, Insecta, Diptera, Culicidae. The coding region runs from base 166 to 795 and encodes 209 amino acids. The record is from RefSeq and is a predicted model, not a curated record.
ACGAUCGAGUAGCCACUGUCGAGUCUACACUCAGAGCGUGUGAGGCCGGGGCAAUCUGGAUCAACACUAGCUAGUUCCGUUUUGCUAUCGCUAGAAGUAGUUGGCGGUAGCUAGCGCUGUAGAUAGUAAAGAUAUUAUCUUUGAUCGCUCUGAUCGGAACCGGCAAUGAUGACAAAUCACCACCAGCGAAAACGACGAUCAGUGCAUCGGAUUUCCAUAAGAUCCGUCUCGUUAGCACACAAAAGUGACCAGCUCCCGUGGCUACUACUCGUGUUUAGUGUCCUGCUCUCGUUCAGUGUUUCCAGUGUAGAAGCGCUCCGGUGCUACGCCUGCGGUCUGACGCAAUCCUCCGGUGAUCCACGGUGCGUGACGGAACCGGGCAGUGUCGAGGGCCAGAGUGUGGUCACAUGUUCGCGCAAGUACUGCACCAUCACACGCCAGGAGCUAGUGGAUCCGCCCGGAAAGUUGGUAACGUUUGUGCGCAGUUGUGAAGAGACUCCACUGUAUCUAGACGAGGUGCUGGAAGAUCCGACCUUCAUCACCUACUAUCGCUCGUGCACGACGGAUCUGUGCAACAGUGGCGAUGGUGUCGGUUCGACCGGAUCCGAGCUGACCGGGCUGAACGAGGGUGCCUCGGAGAACCUCAUCGUACCGGGACUAGCGGGCAACGGAGCGACAGUACCAGUAGCAGCAGCAGCAGUGGGUCUCAUUAAAAUCACAUCACUGCUCACAGCGGUCGUUACCGUCACCGUGGCCGCCAUCGGUGGUUGGGGCAACUCACUGUCACUCGGCUAACCCCACCCCUCCCCCCCGGGGGUCGACAUUAAGCCGGUUAGGGCCGCGGCCAGUCUAAUCUCUACCUUUGCUCUUCCUCUUCCGGAAGUGCUUUUCUUUCCAUUCCCAAUGAUGCAUCCCCGAUCCGAGGUCCCGGGGUUAUCGCACACACACGUUCCUUUUUGGAAUUUGGUUUCAAAAUGACCUUACCUUCCUCUUCCUCCUUCUUUUCCUGCUUGCUGCUGAUGAUGAUGUCCGGUAGCCUCGCCCAGUCCAGAGACCCACGCAAAACAUUGAGAUAAGCUGCUUCCGUGUUUCCAAACCUAGCUUAAAGGGGAUUUGUGGCCAGCAGCCAUGCCAUAUCACGUCAGUAUCUGUUCCUUAAAGAGCUUCGCUAGUGGUUGCUUCUGUUGUACACACACACACAAACACAGUGGAGACAGAGCGUAGUGAAAACCACGGCGGUGCCCGGUUUUGCAUGUUAAACAAGCGGAGCAAAUAAAUCGGAAGAGGAAUAGACUUGUU